ACUCUCUUUUGGAGCGCUUGACAAACCACCCCUAUCAACUACAAUAGAGCGGCAAUGCGUCUCCUGAAUGCCAAAACCCUCAAAUUAGAGGAAUUCGUGGGCCAUGAGAUUCCCAAAUACGCCAUCCUGUCGCAUACCUGGGGAAAGGAUGAAGUCUCCUUUCAGGACAUGCAAACCUCAACCGUCACUGAAAGAAAAGGGUAUGCUAAAAUCGAGCAUUCAUGCGAACGAGCUCUUCAGGAAUGCAUAUAUUACGUAUGGGUCGAUACUUGCUGCAUAGAUAAGACCAACAGUGUCGAGCUUUCUGAAGCCAUUAACUCUAUGAUGGCAUGGUAUGCACAGUCCGAGGUGUGCUAUGCCUACCUCGCAGACGUGCCCCCGACAUUUGAUGACGAGGCUUGUAAAACUGCCUUUUGUCAAAGUCGAUGGUUCACUCGAGGAUGGACUCUUCAGGAGCUAAUCGCGCCAUCGAGGCUUACUUUUCUGGCUCAGGAUUGGUCCUUCCUUUUUCGCAGGGAGAGGGUUGCUCAUCUUAUUGGCAAAGUCACCGGCAUCAGUCGCUCAUUCUUAGAAGUCAGGUCUCAUUACAAAAUACUGGAUUACAAUCUGAUAUCAACAAGUAUCGCCGAAAGAAUAAGCUGGGCAUCGAAUCGUGAAACGACUCGACCAGAAGAUAUGUCAUAUUGCUUGCUGGGUAUUCUUCAAGUUAACAUGCCCCUGCUGUAUGGAGAGGGGACCUAUGCCUUUCGAAGUCUACAACAAGAGAUCAUCAAACACUCGGAUGAUCAGUCGUUGUUCGCGUGGAGCUUCAGAACACCCGACCAUGACUUGAGUCAUAAACGACCAUGGUCUAUAUCUCAGGCCUUUCUCCAGAGAAUAGUGUCUUCUUUCACAGACUAUGCAAUUCCCCCAGAAUCUUCCGGGGCGAUGGAACUAGAUGAUCUAGACAUUUCCGGGAUCCUCGCAGAGUCCCCAGCGGCAUUUCGAGGUUGUGGAGACAUAGUUCCAUGUGAUGUCAAGAAGCCGACCCCUCCUUUUGCAAUGACCAAUAAGGGCCUAGGUAUAGAACUGCCAAUCCUUCAGCUCUGGGAUGGCUGCUUCGCUCUCCUUCAGUGCCAAACGAAAACAGACCCUACUAGGCUAAUAGCCGUGCCAUUACGGAAGAUUCACGAUACCUACUGCCGAUCGAAACGAGGGAACUACGUGGCCGAUCAUGCGGCCUGGUUUAGAUGGCCGCGUGCUCAGAUCUAUAUUUUCCCUGAUACUUUUGCAACCUAUGCAGGCCUCAUGAAUCGCCCUGGCUAUUCUGUCGUUAUCGGAAGCCUUCCGCCCAAUCUUCGAAUAGUCGAAAUACUUCCAUCUAAUUCAGGCCGGCAGCCUAAGUCAAGGCUUAUUUUUACGAAAUCCGUAAAAGACCCUAAAUAUAAAAACAACAAUGUUUUUGUUUCGCUUCAGGACAUGGGUGGCAGUGGCCUUUGUUUCAUAUUGGCUGUGAGGGUGAUAAAGCCCCGCCGGAGGUACGGCCCCGAUGGAGAGGAUACCGUCAUACCUUACCUGUUCCUUCCUCCUCCGCAUAAUGACAGUCCAACAUUCGAGGACUUAGAGGAUGCAUUGAGACAUCAAGAUUUAGCAACAGAGUUCUCGAUCCCGUAUUCCAUCAAUAUGAGAACACAGACCAUGUUUCGGGGGGCCCUUCACAUCAUCGAUAUCCUACCCGAGCCCCUUGGCAGAAAAGAGACUGGUCUAGAGAUACAUAAUCUGAAAUACUGGAUACGUCUGCUACACCGGGCGUUGAUACCUGAUCCACUCAUGGAGACUGCUCAUAGAAAUUGGCUCGAUUUUUUGUGUGACCAAGGUCUACACUUUCUUCGACUGCUUGCGCUUUUACCUUUGUUCUUUACCUUUCCCUUUGACCUCUCAGUCAAGUUGUUUGUUUCACUGACCACGCCGGUAGUAUCACAUAUUAUUUCCUAUGAACGCUGCCUGACGACUACCAGCUAUCAACUUCGUCUUGCACUUGUCGUUCACAAAAUUCUUCGGACAGCUCUGGCUAAUACAUCAAGCUUCGCAGCAGUUGUUUCAACAAUCUAUUUGCUACUGAACAACCCCUCUGACUUACGCGGAAUUUACGUCAGACUUAUGAAGUACUCACGUUCGAGGAGUAUCAUAAAGGUGUUCUUGCUGUACAUGAUCUGCAAAUGUAUACCAUCCAAGACUCUCCUCUCUCUUGCUGGUGAAGAGGGAGCCUAUCAUGAAGAUUGAACACCGAUCUUGUCUAAUAAUCUUCUAGCUGUUCUUUUCUUUUCCUUUUCAUUUUCAUCUUAUUAUUUUCUAUUUUUUGUUUUUUGUUUUUUAUUUUUGAGCUGCACAGUAGAUGUCUAUCAACCUUGAAUAACAUCGAUAGCCUUU
Molecule: messenger RNA, 2409 nt
Organism: Aspergillus welwitschiae
Lineage: Eukaryota; Fungi; Ascomycota; Eurotiomycetes; Eurotiales; Aspergillaceae
Product: HET-domain-containing protein
Exons: 1
Coding region: 55-2262 (735 amino acids)
Source: RefSeq, a predicted model, not a curated record